Messenger RNA from Nicotiana attenuata, 1728 nucleotides. RefSeq lists its product as uncharacterized. The record is from RefSeq and is a predicted model, not a curated record. Bases 1 to 1728 code for a protein of 575 amino acids. The transcript is spliced from 3 exons. Lineage: Eukaryota; Viridiplantae; Streptophyta; Magnoliopsida; Solanales; Solanaceae.
AUGGUGAUAUCCCAUAUACCAGAAGAGCAAGAGAUGCCAAUUUAUGACAUUACAAUGGAAAAUGAAUUUGUAAUUCCUGUAGAAGAUCAACACGUUGAAUCACUAGACACUAUUGAAGGAAGAAAAAGGAAAGCAAAAGGAAAGGCAAAAGAAUCACCAUCAAUAAUACUAAAGGAAAAUGCAUCAUUGGAUGAUGUAAAACUGGGGUCUGUUUUUCAAGACAAAAAUGCUAUGAUUAGAUAUUUUUGCUUAGCAGCUAUAAAGGAGCACUUUGAGUUCUAUGUUGAUAGGUCAAGUAACACAAGAUACUCUUUGGUAUGUACUGAUGAAAAGUGUGGUUGGACUGUUCGAGGUUCAAGAAUUAAGGAAUCCACACUUUUUAAAAUAGUUAAAUUUCAGAGAACACAUGAAUGCUCGGUUGACAUUAGAAAGUCACAUCAAAGACAAGCAACUUCAAAUGUGAUUAGAGAUUAUAUGAUUGGCAACUUAAGGGACAUAGCUACUGAAGUAAAGCCUAAGUUUAUCAUUUCAGAAAUGAAAAGAGCACAUGGAAUAUAUAUUGGUUAUGUCAAAGCAUGGCAUGCUAUUCAAAAAGGGAUAUCUUUAUUAAGAGGAACAACUGAACAAAAUUACAAGCAACUGCCAUCAUAUUUGUAUAUGAUCGAACAAAAAAAUCCAGGAUCAUAUACUAAUAUUCAAAGAGAUGCAGAAAACAAGUUUGUUUACAUAUUUUUUAUGUAUGGCGCGUCAAUUUCUGGGUGGAAGUAUUGUAGACCACUUAUAGAGGUUGAUGGAACAUUUCUAAAAAAUAAAUAUAGAGGUGUUCUGUUAGUGGCUGUUACAAAGGAUGCAAAUAACCAGAUUUUUCCUAUAGCAUUUGGGGUAGCGGAUAAAGAGAAUAAUGAAUCAAAUGAAUGGUAUUUCAGAGAAUUAAGAAAAGCAAUUGUGAUUCGUAAUGGUUUAAUAUUUUUGUUAGAUCGACACAAGGCCAUUGCAAAUGGAAUUGCAAAAGGUUUCCCUGAGUGCUACCAUGGUAUUUGCAUAUAUCAUUUAGAAAAGAAUCUAAAGCAAAUAAGAGUGAGAAACACUGUAAUAAACCUGUCUGCAAGAGUAUACCUUCAAUCAGAAUUUGAUGACUUUAUGUCCCAAAUAGCUGCUGGUGAUAAGAAAACAUUCAACUAUUUGAUGGAGGAACCACCAGGAAGAUGGGCUUGUUCACAUUGUCCAAGACGACAAUAUGAUAUGCUAACAACAAAUAUUGUUGAGUCAAUGAAUAAUAUUUUGAUACGUGCAAGAGAAUUGCUGCUUUUAACAAUGAUGAAUUUCAUACAAGAAAAAUUGCAAAGCUGGUUCUAUGAAAGAAGGACAACUGCAGAAGGAAUAUUCCGUGAGUUAUCAAAUUGGACAGAAGCAACAUUGGAAGAAAAAAUUAAACCAGCUUUUACAUUUAGACUAUUACCCAUUGAUCGACUCAAAUUCAAUGUAAAAGAAGGGGGUGAUUCAACAAAAUGGGUCAUACCAGAUACUAAUAAAUCAGAAAUCACUAAGCGUCCAGAUGUAAAAGUAAUGCUAGGAAGAAGACAGAAGAAUCGACAUAUUUCCUGUACAGAAUUCAAGAAGGAACCAAGAUGUGGUAGGUGCAAAAGAUAUGGGCAUAACAGAACAAAUUGCACAAAUUCUGCAGUAGUUCAUCCUUAUGCAAGAAAAUACAGGAAAAAGAAUGAUUGA